Molecule: messenger RNA, 403 nt
Organism: Sinocyclocheilus grahami
Lineage: Eukaryota; Metazoa; Chordata; Actinopteri; Cypriniformes; Cyprinidae
Product: major facilitator superfamily domain-containing protein 4A-like
Exons: 3
Coding region: 59-349 (96 amino acids)
Source: RefSeq, a predicted model, not a curated record
AAAGAAAAAUCUGAGUCGAUUGCGUUUCGUCUCAUCUUCAGGUUGUGCCACCACAGUCAUGGUGACCAGCGCAGGGAUGGGUGAGAUGUUACUACAGGUGCUCGUGGGUUCGGUGAUGCACAGUCAAGGUAGCUUCAGUUUCCUGUUGUGCGGAAUGAUCUUCGGCUGCCUGGGAUUCGCUUUCUUCAUCCUGCUGUUCUUCGUCCAGCAAAGUCACAAAAACUUCACGGAAGCUUUCCCUAGUAACUCCCCUACCGAAAGACUUGAGGAAAAUGGGAUCAAGACCUGUUCUGCUGCCGUGCUGAACUCAUGGGACACGUCAGAGCAGAAAGCAUCCAUCGAUCCGUAACAAUGGAUGGAAAAUACGACGGGAGCAAAGGGACAAUGGUGUCGUUGACUCAGG